Rubroshorea leprosula is the source of this 1672-nucleotide messenger RNA. The record is from the annotation of a GenBank genome assembly. NCBI's taxonomy places the organism in Eukaryota, Viridiplantae, Streptophyta, Magnoliopsida, Malvales, Dipterocarpaceae.
CACUAAUUGUCAUUGCAUCCCGUUCCAAGCGAGCACCAUGCCGUCCUCCGUCUCUUCCACGCAGUCCAACUACCUCCAAACGCUCUUGGCCUCCGCGCGGCCCUUCCUCCGCGGUGAGCUGGAGGCCGUCGACAAGAACUUACCUGGUCAGGUGGCCGUCCUGCGUUCGGUCGGAGCUGGCGAGUGCUGGCACAAGCACGGCAACUUUCUUGAGCAUUUGAUGGACACACAUCGGAUUCUCAAGAUCUGGAAAGCGCCGGAGGCCGUCUGUCUCUGCGGCCUCUUUCACUCCGCUUACUCCAACUCCUACGUCAAUCUCGCCAUAUUUGAUCCUAACACGGGACGCGACGUCGUUCGCGGCCAUGUUGGCGUGGACGCCGAGCGUCUGAUUCAUUUGUUCUGUGUCGUUCCACGGCAACCAAUCAUCCACGACGAUCUUCUGUUCAAGUACUCUGAUUCGGAACUCGUCGAACACCUCAAGCAUUCGGAGGUUUCGGUGAAGAAUGCGAAGGAAAAAGGCUUGUUUAAUAGUGAGGAAAUUUGGCGGAAGAAAUUGAAUACUCUGGUUCCUGCUAACGGCACCACAGUGAAGCAUAUAAAAACGGGUGAAGACGUUGUCGUUUCGAGAAGGAUACUGGCGAUUUUUCUUUUGAUGACGAUAGCGGAUUUUAGCGAUCAGCUAUUCGGAUUCCAGGAUCAGCUGUUCGACAAUCACGACGGCCGGCUUGACUUUUCUGGGAACGGCUGUUCUGCUCUGUGGCCUGGAGACGGAAAGCCGGGGCUGUGGUUGAAUUGGGCAUCAAGGAUGGGUGCAAUUUACAUGCUGAUUGUGAGGGAGGAGGAGAUUUUUAUGGAGGAGAGGAAGAGAACUGGUGGAAUAGAAGUUGAUAAAGGCAGAGAUGAGGAUCUUGAACUGGUUGUGCCGCCGGUGUUCGAUGGCUGCACCAAGGUGGUUGACGCCAAGGAUCAGAUAGAAGCACGAGACUUGUACUGGGAAGCUGUGUGCGAGAGUAAUCCGCAGGGAAGGCUGGGGAAAACAGAGGAGUUGCUUUUGGGUUCCAUUGAAAAGAACCCAUUUGUGGGUGAGCCAUAUGUGGUUUUGGGCCACGUUUAUCUGUCCCAGGGAAGGUUUGAGGAGGCUGAGAAGGCGGCUGAAAAGGCAGUGACCCUUUUGCUGGAGUGGGGCAGCCCAUGGGACAAGAGGAUAUCAUGGGGAGGCUGGGUUGCUUGGGCUAGGGUUCUGUUGAUGAAGGCUAAGGAGAAGGCUUGGCCCAAUACUUCGUGGGGCAUCCUCAACCUUGGCCUUGUUAGGUAAGCUUAACCACUGCACUUCAAGUUUGUGUCUUGUCUAGACUACCGACCCUACUACAUACAUCCACUCCGAAUAGCAUGGAUUGGGAUAAUUCACCCCCCUCAAUAAUCUGUAGACAAAUUACCCUUAAAAGAUCUGUGUUCCAAAUCACUACUGAAAUUCUUCUUGAAGAUUUGUAUUGGUUUAGAUCCCAAAUGGCCAAAUCCUUUCUAAGAUCUGUUGGCAUUGGAACCCAAUGUAGAAAUCACACUAGCAGUAUCCUCACGCGCUAUGUACGAGAGAAAGAAAAGAACUCAAGUGAGCAAGUGCUAGCGAACUUGAAGAAUGUUUGGCACAGGUUAAUAAUUAUUUACUUAAAAA